AUGUACCUCACAGGCCAGCACAAUGUCGUCCCUGAGCCUGCACUCAUUUCGCAAGUGACACAUGUCGCUCUGGCUUUCAUGCAGUCUGGCAUCUUCAACAAUCCUGAGCAAAAUGAGUGGCCACUCUUCACUACGGUCGAAGAAGUACGGUCCAAGUUCUCUGAGGGUACGGCUGUCAUGAUUGCGAUUGGGGGAUGGGGUGACACAGAAGGAUUUUCCAAAGCAGCGAAGACGGAAGAAGGGAGGAGGAGGUUUGCGAGGAAGGUUGCCGAGAUGGUUGAGCGGACAGGUGCAGAUGGGGUAGAUGUGGACUGGGAGUAUCCGGGCGGCAACGGCGAGGACUAUAAAACGCACCCCAACGCCGAGAAAACCUGGCAAAUUACCGCCUACCCACAACUCCUCGCGGAAAUCCGGGCUGCCAUCGGGCCAGAGAAAAUCAUCUCCGCAGCUGUUCCCGGCCUGCCACGCGAUAUGCUAGCUUUCACCCCAUCAACGAUACCCAGCAUCAUGCAGUCGGUUGACUUCCUAAACGUCAUGACAUACGACCUGAUGAACCGCCGCGAUAACGUGACGAAACACCACACCGGCGUGCAGGCGUCGCGCGAAGCAAUCACCGCAUAUGUCGAGUGCGGGGCGCCAGCUGAGAAGUUGAAUCUAGGGUACGCGUUCUAUGUGAAGUGGUUUCGCACGGCGGAAGGUGUUGAUUGCGCGAAACAGCCCGUGGGAUGCGCGACUGAACUUCUCGAGGACCCUGGAACUGGAGCAGAUUUGGGCAAGACUGGCGGGUUCUCGUGGCACGAUGAGGUUCCGUCGGAGUCGGCGACGUCUUUUGCGCGUGCGAUGGAGCGUGGAAUGUAUGAUGGGGUCGGUGGGGGACAUUACUAUUGGGAUGAGGAGGAGCGGUUGUUUUGGUCGUGGGAUACGUCGUUUGCGAUGGAGAGGAAGACUGAGCUGCUGUGGGGGGAAAGAGCGCUUGGUGGUGUGUUUGCGUGGGGGUUGGGUGAGGAUGCACCGAAGUUUGAGCAUCUGGAGACAUUGAAUGAUGUUGUUCGAGGUUUGACGAAGGGCGCGUUGAACGGGAAGGACCCUGAGAGGAAUGAGCUCUAGGGGGUUGUGACUUCUGAGUAGCGACUUCUUUCCAGUUACGGAGGAAAAAACUCAAAUGUUCAAAUCCAGCUCUUCAAGUUGAUAUUAAAUCUGCUUCAAGUA
This is a messenger RNA of Dothidotthia symphoricarpi CBS 119687, 1209 nucleotides long. RefSeq names its product glycoside hydrolase family 18 protein. Bases 1 to 1107 code for a protein of 368 amino acids. Gene Ontology annotation, molecular function: chitin binding; chitinase activity. Gene Ontology annotation, biological process: carbohydrate metabolic process; chitin catabolic process. Lineage: Eukaryota; Fungi; Ascomycota; Dothideomycetes; Pleosporales; Dothidotthiaceae. The transcript has 4 exons. The record is from RefSeq and is a predicted model, not a curated record. Gene Ontology annotation, cellular component: extracellular region.